Messenger RNA from Gilbertella persicaria, 1149 nucleotides. Its product is annotated as phosphatidyl serine synthase-domain-containing protein. Gene Ontology annotation, biological process: phosphatidylserine biosynthetic process. The coding region runs from base 1 to 1149 and encodes 382 amino acids. The transcript has 6 exons. Gene Ontology annotation, molecular function: L-serine-phosphatidylethanolamine phosphatidyltransferase activity. The record is from RefSeq and is a predicted model, not a curated record. NCBI's taxonomy places the organism in Eukaryota, Fungi, Mucoromycota, Mucoromycetes, Mucorales, Choanephoraceae.
AUGCUAGUCCAUCCACACACGUUGACUGCGCUUGUCGUUUUACUGGCACUUAUGUUCUAUGCUGCCACAAGAUCAAACUAUGAAAACACAGCAGACAAUAUCAAAUUGGGCUUAUUGGCUUCUGUGGCCUGUUUUGUGUUUAUUGGGAUGCUUCAAUUCCCCGACGGUCCUUUUGUACGUCCUAGUAAACCUAUCUGGAGAGCUGUCCUUAGUCUAAGUGUGCUUUAUCAACUCUUUUUGGUCUUUUUAUUGUUUCUGAAUAAAGAUGACGCUCGUUAUUUCAUGACGUAUUUUGAUCCAAGUUUAGGUGUGCUAUUACCUGAAAGAUCUUAUGCUGAUGCUUGUAAACUUACAUGGGAUAACAUCAAAAACCAAAUGGACGUAUUUGUUUUAGCGCAUGCACUUGGUUGGUUCGGUAAGGCUUUGAUUCUCAGAGAUUAUUACUUUUGUUGGAUUAUUUCGGUUGCUUUUGAAUUAUGUGAAUAUUCUCUGGAACAUCAGUUAAAUAACUUUGCAGAAUGUUGGUGGGAUCAUUGGAUUUUGGAUGUCUUGGUCUGUAACUGGCUCGGUAUUGCUGUGGGUAUGAAAUUCUGUCAAUACUUCUCUGUCAAGCAAUAUUCUUGGGUGGGAUUUAGACAGAUCAAGACAAUCCGCGGCAAAGCAAAGCGUGCUGUACAACAAUUCACACCUCGAGAAUGGACACAAUAUACAUGGAAAACAACAAGUUCACCUAAAAACUAUUUUGGUACCUGUCUUUUAUUGAUUUUUUUGCAAUGUGAACUCAACUGCUUUUAUCUUAAAUACUUGCUUUGGGUACCACCAGAACAUCCUCUCAACACAUACCGUCUGAUUCUCUUAUUCUUGUUUGCACUUCCUGCUACUCGAGAAGUCUAUCAAUAUUUGUCUGACAAUACCACUUUACGUAUGGGUGCUCAUGCUUGGUUGUUGAUUUUUAAUAUCAUGACUGAAACCUUGAUCUGCCUCAAGUUUGCUGAGAAUGAAUUCCAUACACCUGCCCCUUUUGUUGUUAAAGCAGGUUGGUCUAUUGCAUUUGCAGUUGCUUUUGUUAUCUUUCCUUUGUGGCGAUUUAUUAUUUCUCCCGUCAAGAAAGUGGAAGGAGAACAGAUUGUUAUCAAGAAAGAUGAAUAG